AUGCCUGGCCGGCGGGAGCACGGGCACGCUUCCCUCGCCGCACUGUCACUGCCGGCACGCUGCUCGUUGCUCUCUCGCGCGCCCGUCAACAAGUCUCGAACAGGGCUCGCGCUCUCUGAGUGGAUCAUCCAAUUGCAAGAUGGAAGACCGACCACUCUAUCAGGAAGCUUCCGUGAUCGACCAUACCCCGUCUGCCACGUCAGAGGAGCCCUUGUCUGGGCGAGGGACUUGAGUAGCGUCGGCAAUGUCACGGAUUCGAUUACGCUUUUCCCACCGAUCGCCCAGCCUCUCUACCAUUAUCGGCAAAGGGAUCCGCCCUCUUCUCAGCCUGAUCAAGCUCUGCUGAAUGUGCCGGACAUGCGGAAAGACAGGAAGGGCUUCGCCACUCGAUCACAUAAGUUACAGCAAGUGGCAAGCAGUGCCGAUUGUCAGCAGAGAUGGCGACUUGCAGAAGGUCGAGACGAACCACUCCAAUCGAGACCGGGACCGUGCCGUCGCGGGCAUUAUCUCGACCCUGCAGAACGAGAGGACAACGUGACUGGAUGCCCACGCUGCCCGAGCACCUCACCCCAUCAGGUCUUGCUUCCGAGGAAGCACCGUCAUUCCUGCAUACCUGGUACAUUGGAUCGAGGAAAGGGCUCUACCAAGCAGGAUGUGUCUCGCUUCGGCUAUCACUCAACCCUGCUCUACAUGGGGAGCUUCACCCUGUCUCGGUCCGACGAGAGCCAGACGCUGUGGGUUGUGCAUGGUUAUGUGGGACACUGGACAUCCAUUGGCAGUAGUGCGAUAUCGCGGGAACGACCACGUGACCCGACUCAAGUGAAUCUUCCCGCACGGAAGCCAUAUCACAUCACCCGCUACGCCAUUGCAGUCCUCACCCCGAGUAACUAAAGCGAACUCAGUCACAGCCGUCGACGUACCAAGUGGGGAAUGGCUGCAUCGAUUCAGGAUCAAGAGACCUCCCUUUCCCACCCGGGCCGUCCACGCGCACACAUCACGAACAUCGGAUGGACGAGAGCCUGCCACGACCGUCGAUGAUCCAUAAAGCCUAAGUGAUGGGUCCAUGCAUGAGCGUAGGCUACGGCAACGCCGGGCGGACAUUGCAGCUCGUUCGCCCCUCCGAGAGCUCACCCAGGUUGUCACGGACGUGAUCCGUUGGGCCCCGGGGGCGUGUUGUUGGCUGAUGCCAAUGCACGCCUUCGUAGCGAAGGCAUCAAGCAAGGGUGGACGGAUCGAGGACAGGCGAAGGAACCUGUGGACAUCGAUGAUGAGACGACGUGCUCCCUGGCGAGGAAGAGGGGAUGGUGCAGCUUCGCUUGCACGCCGCCACGAGUAGGAUGGUGGUCAUGAAGGGCAUAAAUAGCGGCCGUCAGGACGGAUGGAUCGUCUUUCCUUCUUCCUCCUUUCAUC
Messenger RNA from Zymoseptoria tritici IPO323, 1410 nucleotides. RefSeq lists its product as uncharacterized. The coding region runs from base 1 to 891 and encodes 296 amino acids. The transcript has 3 exons. The record is from RefSeq and is a predicted model, not a curated record. Lineage: Eukaryota; Fungi; Ascomycota; Dothideomycetes; Mycosphaerellales; Mycosphaerellaceae.